Molecule: messenger RNA, 1725 nt
Organism: Hymenoscyphus albidus
Lineage: Eukaryota; Fungi; Ascomycota; Leotiomycetes; Helotiales; Helotiaceae
Source: the annotation of a GenBank genome assembly
AUGAUGAAGCAGCCAGCUCUGGCCCAUCUUAUCCCAGGAUUCAUCGAGCUUCAUUGGCCAGCACCAACCUCGGCUCGAUGCAGGUUGUAUGCCGAGGAACUCUGCCCAAAGCAUCGGAUUCACUGCCACAUCAGCCUUGUUGAGAAGGCAGAGAUUCUUCACCUUUCUAUGCGAUGCCCUCCCGUCGCCUCUUAUCGCAACUCGUAUCUGCUUGAUGACGCAGAUGAGGCAAAUAUACUUUUCUAUCCCGACCCGAUUCCUGCGAACCCCUCAUCCGAGCUUCGUAUACCUCGUAUCCUCGUACUCGACACACAGCAACCCAACAACCUCCAUGCCAACGCAUACCAUGACUUCGAUAGCUCUAGAGACCCCUCGAAACAUCGUAAUAGUCGGUACAACCCCUCACUCCCACCGCAAAAAGUACGAGAAACUGAUCUUUCUGCAGGGGGCGGCGUAAUCGGUUGUACCACCGCCUAUUUCCUCACACGCCACCCCUCCUUCAACUCCGCCAUCCACAAAAUCACAUUGCUAGAAGCGGAAUCCAUCGCUUCAGGCGCCUCAGGAAAAGCCGGUGGACUCUUGGGAUUAUGGGCAUAUCCGUCCUGCAUUGUGCCACUCUCCUACCGACUACACGCCGAAUUGGCAAAAGAACAUGAUGGUGCGAAGCGAUGGGGAUAUAGAGCGUUGCAUUGUGGGAGUGUGACGGCGAGGGGGAAGGUACAUAAAUCUUCACAGAUAGAGGGAGACGUUUCGAAAGAAGGAACAGAGGAAUGGAAGAAAUUAUGCAAGACGAAGAGUAAUGGGAAGAAAGUUGUGCCCGCGGAGAUACCAAAGGACCUGGAUUGGUUGGACAACGAUACAUUGAGGGGAUACUCUGAAAUGGGAACUCCAGAAACAACAGCGCAGGUUCAUCCGUAUCUUUUCACCAACGCGGUUGCGGAACUAGCUGUGGAGAAAGGCGCAGAAAUCAUACUAGGUUCCGUCACAGCUCUCGAUUAUAAAGGAGUCAAUGGCGCGCAGAGCGUUACAUACGAAGACAAAAUCACGAAGGAAAUCCACACCAUCCCAGCGACAGAUAUCGUAGUCGCGGCCGGACCUUGGACGAGCACUAUAUUUCCCGAAGCACCAAUUGAAGCACUGCGCGCACACAGUAUAGUCAUCAAGGCGGAUGUCAGUCCUUACGCCGUGUUUACAGAGAUCGAGUUACCCAGGAAUUACGCAGCAAUAAGAGACGGAGAGGCAAAGAAAAGAAGACAUGCAAAAUUCGUGAAUCCAGAAAUGUAUGCAAGACCCGAUGGAACGGUUUACGCAUGUGGUACAUCUCCUUUCCCCCUCCCUCCAAUUAUCACUAACACACCUUCAGGCGAAGGAGACAAUCUCAUCCCCCUGCCCCCCUCCUCAGCACACGUCCAAUGCGACGACACCCGCUGCGAUGACAUGUACUCGUACCUCUGCCUCAUCUCCUCGCCCUUCCGCAAUGGCUCCGUAGUUGCGAAACAAGCGUGUUACCUCCCUCUCGUAUCCAGUAUCGGUGAUCGCGGGCCGAUUAUUGGGAAGACCCCUUGGAGGGGCCUCUUUGUGGCGGCGGGCCAUACCUGUUGGGGGAUUCAGAAUAGUUGUGCGACGGGGAAGGUGAUGAGUGAGUUUGUUUUUGAGGGCGAGUGUAGGAGUGCUGAUGUGUCGGAAUUGGAUCCGGGGCUGGUUUUGGGGGGUGGGGGGGCGUGA